AUGCAGUCUCUGGACGACUUGAAUAAGCGUGUUGAAGAGAACACGAAAGCGAAUCAGGUGUUAUUAGAAGAAAAUCAAACGCUGCGUACAGACUUCCGUGAGCGAGUCGCCAAAUAUCAGGAGCAGGCUGAACUGAGCAAAGAGUUGAUUGAUAAACUUACAGAGGCGAAUACAAGCUACGAAGAGCGUCUUCAAGAGAUGGCAGUCUUGCUUCGCCAAGCCAACGCCAAAAUUAUGGAGGGAGAAGAAGCGAAGAAAACGAUCGCCGAGUACCAGGAACUUGUAAAGAAACAGGAAGAAGUGAUUGCGAGCACAAAGGAAAACAGGGAAAAUUUAAGCAAUUUGGUGAAACGCUAUGAGACGGUUCUAAAAGAACGAAAUGCAGAGAUUAAAGCGAAAAACAAGGAAAUUUCCGAGUUGCAAAAUGAAAUGUCGAAAAUGAAAAAGGAAUGUGCAAGGCUCAAGGAGCAGUCGAGAAGAUUAGAAGCUCUCUGCCGUUAUUUGCAGGAGAAACAAGAUUCGGAUUUUGAUCCUAUGUUGUAG
Messenger RNA from Blastocystis hominis, 543 nucleotides. RefSeq lists its product as hypothetical. The transcript is spliced from 5 exons. Bases 1 to 543 code for a protein of 180 amino acids. The record is from RefSeq and is a predicted model, not a curated record. Lineage: Eukaryota; Bigyra; Opalinata; Blastocystidae.